CCCCGGGGACCCGUGCGGACUCAGAUUACACCCGGAUCAGACCCGGAGAACUUCUGGCCCUGGUUCCCAUGGCGACGCAGGCCGUCCUAUCAGAGCGCGUAUCUCUGGCGCAGGACCUGCUGCAGCGAGCGGAGAGCUUGAUUGGUGCAGAGGGACAGGUGAAGCUCUGUAACAAACUGCGCUCAGAGCUCAAGUUCCUCCAACGCAUCCAGAGCCGUGACAUGAAGGGGGCUCACGUGCACAGCUCCAACCUCACGCAGCUCAGUGCAGUGGUACAGACAGCUGUGUCGCUGCAGUCGGUCGUGGCUCUGCUGAGAGUUUACACUUUUACUGAUGAACUCCAGAACAAAAGGAGUCUGACUGUGGACGUGGUGGCAGAUGAUGGUCUGCUGUGGGUUAAGUCCGUGGGGCGUAAAGCUGAGGCGCUGCACGCCGUGUGGCAGGGUCGGGGCCAGUUUGGAGACCGCUCCGUGAUUGGCCAGGCACGAGAGUUCUUAUUGGCCGCCUCGCAGCACCCUCUGCACUACACCCGCCCCCGUAUCCUCUUCGCCUUCUACAAUGGCGUCUCCGGUCCCAUGGCUGAUGAGCUGCAGCGGCUUGGGGUCAGCGUCAGUGGAGAGGUGGUGGGGGUCAGGGGGGCAGGGCCAGAGGAGAAAGAGCCAGGAGAGAAGAAGCAAGGCAAAGAGGAGCCAGGGGAAGAAGACGAGACAGGUGAAGGAGACAGGCAGCAGUGCACUGUGGGAGUCCAUGCUCCUCACUUGAACCUGGACCAGAACCAGGCAGUGGGUCUUACUCCUCCGUCACUGCCCCACCCCUCAGAGCCCCACCCGUCAGACUUGCAGUUCUACCAGGACUGUGACCCUAGCUCUGACUUGGACCAGGACUCGGAUCAGGGCUCGGAUUCUGAUCCUCGUCCUCUAACCUGUCUGGACCGGUCUCAGGUGGUGUUGCGGUUGGCGUUCCCUGCUCCGGCCCUGCCCCCUCCCUGUCCCCGGGUAAACUUGGACGUUUCGACGCUGCUGUCUCUGGUGUCGUCUCUGACUCACGGGGGGUGUGGCCUGGUGUUUCAAGAGGUGGUGCUAACAGACCAGGCGGCGGAUGAGCGGCGGGCGCCGGUGCUGCCGGUGCUGGAGGCGUUUAUGGCGGGGAAGGAGCUGGUGGCGUGUGCUGCGGCGGUCAAAGACUUCAAAGAGAUCCUGUGCACGCUGGGUGGGGCAAAUGAAAAGGAGCGAGCUGAAUGGCUGCUGCGGCGCGUCACUGUGGUACCUGACCAGCCAUCACCACGUACGCUUGCCCUCACACCCAGCGCUGCCGUUUCCCCCCGGUCUGUUGCCAUCUUUGGCACCGGGGACACGCUCCAUGCUGUUACCAUGACCGCAAACAGGAAGUUUGUCAGAGCAGCAGCCAAUCAGGGUGUCCACUUCAGUGUCUUCAUCCACGAACCAAGAGCGCUCACUGAAGGCAAGGAGUGGAGAGCCACGCCUGUCAAAGACUAGAGCGGGACUAGAGCGGGACUAGAGCGGGACUAGAGCGGGACUAGAGCGGGACUAGAGCGGGACUAGAGCGGGACUAGAGCGGGACUAGAGCGGGACUAGAGCGGGACUAGAGCGGGACUAGAGCGGGACUAGAGCGGGACUAGAGCGGGACUAGAGCGGGAUCUGGAUACCACUGAACCUCAUGUUGAACUUUAUGACACAUGAGUGAUGAUCUCCAC
Molecule: messenger RNA, 1714 nt
Organism: Periophthalmus magnuspinnatus
Lineage: Eukaryota; Metazoa; Chordata; Actinopteri; Gobiiformes; Gobiidae
Gene: c17h7orf25
Product: chromosome 17 C7orf25 homolog
Exons: 5
Coding region: 69-1496 (475 amino acids)
Source: RefSeq, a predicted model, not a curated record